AUGCAGCCCGCAUUUUAUAUUGACGCCUAUCCUGGACUUUGCGACCAAGUCUGCACCUUGCGCAUCAGGGACCGGACAAAGGAGAGAGCGUGUGAGUCAGAUGAAAGCGGCCCAAAGGUGGAGACGGUCGGAACAGCUGCGCGGCCCAGAAUCCGUGGCCCGUUCUGCAACUGGGCCCGAGGGCCUGCGCUGUGUUCGGCACGCCGUCGCCCGACGACGGGCGCGAUGGCGAGGCUGGUAACAGGCCCUCUCGGGAGUCGACAGGGGCCUGCAGCGAAUGAGUCUUCUUCCAACCAGACUGUCUGCUCCGCCUUAGGCCUAAGUGCCCUGGAGCCACUUAGCGAGUCCGUCAGUGAGGGUGCGCCGUCUAACCGGUCUCGGCUUGAGGUCUUGGCGGCGGCCUUCGUACUUUUGGCACAGCGCCUUGUCCCUGUGCCAAGGCAACACGGCCUCGUAGGCGCUCGAAGGGAAAAGGUAUCGCAAUCGAGGCUGCGAAGCUUUUGUCUGUCCUUCAUGUAG
This is a messenger RNA of Protopolystoma xenopodis, 519 nucleotides long. The record is from the annotation of a GenBank genome assembly. Lineage: Eukaryota; Metazoa; Platyhelminthes; Monogenea; Polystomatidea; Polystomatidae.